Molecule: messenger RNA, 4497 nt
Organism: Hypomesus transpacificus
Lineage: Eukaryota; Metazoa; Chordata; Actinopteri; Osmeriformes; Osmeridae
Gene: rab11fip4a
Product: RAB11 family interacting protein 4 (class II) a
Exons: 15
Coding region: 439-1884 (481 amino acids)
Biological process (GO): regulation of cytokinesis; endocytic recycling
Cellular component (GO): recycling endosome membrane; midbody; cleavage furrow
Source: RefSeq, a predicted model, not a curated record
GGGAAUGAUGGCGACUACCAAACGAAUUCCCACGGAGUCAGUUUAACGUCUGUCACUGACAAACCGAACUCGACAAUGGAAGGAAAUGUUUUCCCCGAUCAAGAACAGCUUCUACAAUUUCUGAAAAAGCUGAAAGAGGUGUUCGACGUAUGCGACGAGGACGCAGAUGGUUACAUUCGGGUUGAACACUUCGUGGACCUCGGUCUUCAGUUCGGGCAAGGAGAUGAGGUGAAGAAGUUGACCAAGUAUCUGGAUCCUAAUGCACACGGACGGAUCAACUUCAAAGACUUCUGCCAUGGAGUUUUCGCCAUCAAAGGAUGCGAGGAGAUCCUGAAGACAGCUCUCGGCCCAUGCAGUGUGCCCUCCCCAGCCCUAUGAGACAGACAAUGCUACAUCUACCAGCACGGUGAAGCCAGAAGGGGCCCUCCUCCCGUCAUCAUGUGCACGCGGCCCUACCCAGACUGCUCCGUGUUCCGGGCGAGCGGCAGAGAUGCCGAGUGCGACAUGGACAGCGCCGCGGAGAACGGCGCGGGCUCGGACUCCUCGGACGGCGGCCGUGGCGACAGUCCGGGCCAGCUGAUUGGCUCAGCCUCUGCGUCCGUCAUCUCGGGGGAGGAGCAGUUUGAGGACUACGGCGAGGGGGAGGACGUGGACUUCACUCCCAGCAGCCCCUGCCCCGACGAUGACACGCGCACCAAUGGCUUCUCGGAUCUGGGCUCCUCCCUGCCUUCCAGUGCGGGCCAGACCCCUCAGAAGAUGCGUCACCUGUACAACACUGAGCUGUUGGACAUCUACUGCUCCCAGUGCUGCAAGAAGGUCAACCUGCUCAACGACCUGGAGGCCAGGCUCAAGAACCUGAAAGCCAACAGCCCCAACAGGAAGAUCUCCAGCACGGCCUUUGGACGUCAGCUGUUCCAGCACAACCACAGUGCUUUCAGCUCCAGCCAGGGCAGCACUGAGGACUUGUUUAGAGACAGCAUCGACUCCUGCGACGUGGACAUCACUGAGAAGGUGAGCUACUUGGAGAAGAAAGUGACUGAGCUGGAGAACGACAGCCUAGCCAACGGGGACCUUAAGUCUAAACUCAAACAUGAGAACACCCAGCUGGUUCACAGGGUCCAUGAGCUGGAGGAGCAGAUGAAGGACCAGGAGACGCGGGCGGAGCAGACUCUGGAGGAGGAGCUGAGGAGACACAGAGAGGCCUUCAGCAAGAUGGAGCGAGACAGGAACACGGAGAUAGAGCUGCUCUGUAACAGAGUUCAGCAGCUGGAGGAAGAGAACGGAGAGUCGAAGAUGAACAUGUGUCGGCUCAAGUCCCAGACAGAGAAGCUCGACCAGGAGAAGCAGCGGAUGACGGACAAGCUGGAGGACACCAGUCUGCGUCUGAAGGAUGAGAUGGACCUCUACAGGAAGAUGAUGGGCAAGCUGUGGCAGAACCGACACGAGUUCCAGAAGGAGAGGGAGGCCAUGCAGGAGUUGAUAGAGGACCUGCGUCGAGAGCUGGAGCACCUGCAGCUCUUCAAGCUGGAGACGGAGCACCCUGGCCAGGGGCGCGGCCUGUCCGAGUACAACGCCAAGACCCGGGAGAUCGAGCUGGAGCACGAGGCCAAGAGGCUCAAACAGGAGAACCACAAGUUGAGGGACCAAAACGACGACCUGAACGCCCAGAUCCUCAGCCUGAGUCUGUACGAGGCCAAGAACCUGUUUGCCUGCCACACCAAGGCCCAGUCGCUGGCCGCCGAGAUCGACAACGCCUCGCGGGAUGAGCUGGUGGAUGCUCUUAAAGAGCAGGAGGAGAUCAACUACCGUCUGAGGCAGUACAUGGACAAGAUCAUACUAGCCAUCCUGGAUCACAACCCCUCCAUCCUGGAGAUUAAGAGUUAGACACAAACACACACCGCACACCCUCAAACACACCUUAAUGCGUUUAAAACACACAAUCCACAACACACCACGAUCCACACUGGACCCACUGGGGCCCCACGGGCCGGGUUGUGGAACUGCAGUUCCAACCCUAAACAGACUCUCAUAGGACAGUGUUUACAGUUCACAAAUGUAAUUUGUUGAUCAAUCUGUCAAUCACUGUUCACAGUAAAAGCCCCUUUAGCCGUUUACCCUAUUUGGUACCAUAUGAUGGAAAAAAAAUGAUACAUUACCACUGAGAUGUAUGAUGGCAGGAUAAUGCGUUGGAAGAUGACACACAAAAAAAAGACAACAUUUUCAUUUGAAGUUAUGUAGACUACACACUACCUCUGGGUUGGCUAAUGUCAGUAUUAUUGUCCGAUAAUGUAUUAUAUUAUUAUUUAUUCCCACAAAAUGUGACUAUUGAAGACAAGUGUGUGAUUGGGCAGCCUACCAUUUGCAGACAUGGUUAAUAUGGGGGUUUCAAAUUCCUCUUAGUGACUAGAGAUGAUUGAGAUUACAAACAUGAAGGUUAUUGGUGAUUUCGGGUUUGCAUGGUGUUCUGAUGGUGAGGUGUCAUGUUAUGGAAACCGUUUUGUCCUGGCCCAAGUUCAGAAAAGCCGUUUCGAGUUGGUCACGUUGCUUGAUGGUAUUGGCCAUAUUUCUGGGAUGGGUUUGGCUUUGUGAGUACCUGGAGCAGGCUACCAUGUGGGGGCUGAUGUGGGACGUUGGUUUCUGAAUGCUAAAUACACACGUACGUGGAAUCUGGAUAGCCCAAAGCCGGAGACCACGGUGUUAGGGGACCAAGAUCAGGGCUCAGUGACAGCGUGGCGGGGACCAUGGGUGUGUGCGAACACUGUGGAGUGGCUUCCUCUCCUCGUCUCCUCUCCUCGUUGACUUUCCUUUCUUUCUGAUUUGGUCAAAUGGUAGGGUUCAAAGCUAGGACGCAUGCUUGUUUGGGUAUGUCCUCUACCCUUGUCAGGUCAGUGCAGGUCAAGGAAUGAUCAUCAGGAAAGGAGGAUAAAACGGAGACACACCCCAAAUCCUACUCUCUUAUAUAAUUUGAUUUCACUACCCCAGCUUUUCUCUGGAUGCGGAGAAUAAAGUUUUGUUGUGCUUGUGAUGCACAGUGGCCUGUUGGGAACGGUUAAGGCUGGUUGUGUGACUUGUUUAUAAUGACUUGACUAAAAGGUGAUUGAAGCCUGGUUCCUUGUGAGUGUAGUGAACACCAGAACCGCCUUGCACUCGUGGGCCAUGUAUAGUUACAGCAUAACUGGUCAAGGUGAACUUGGAAUAUAAUGCUGAUGGGGGAUAAAACAAUUGAGACAAAAAAAGUUAUUUUGAGGACAGCAUUAGAACCUAGAGAUAAAUGUUUAUUUUUCAUACAAAUCUGCUAUAAUGGAUUUUUUGUGGAGCUCUAUGUUUAUGCAUACUCAUUGUCAAUACUUUGGAUUUCAUAUCUUCGACAGAGCAGAUCAAGGCCGAGUCUGUUUACAGUCAGGACGCUUCCUUCCCUAAUCUCCUUCCUUCACAACACACUUGUCGAGAGAUGUUGUCAUGUUUAAAGAGUCCUUCAGAGACAAAGGAAGACAAGUCAAAUCAUUAAGACUGCUACAUUAGGAGUUCCCACUGAAAUUCCUGUCAUCUCCUACUCUGUCUGUGACUCCGUACGAGACACAAACCUGUCUGUAACAAACACCAUGAAAUGGAUAACAGCUGUGACAAAAAACAUUAGAUGUAGUGUAUAGUGGUUAGGGUUAAAGGUCAUUGUCAGGGGUAUACAGCUCCUUUGUGAAGGUCAUGAAUGUACAUCACUUCAUACAUUAUCUUGUAGAUUUCACAUAGCUAGCCCCGACUUCAGGUGCAUCACAGCAUAUGAUCUAUGAUUGUGUCGCUAUAGCUAAGAAGCAGCGAAUAGUGAGUUGCUGUACACACAGACACACACAAACACACCCUGUUUUGUCCCACACACAACCAUUUGUGCAAUGAAGCAAAACUAGUUAUGAUUAACUGUUUUGUAUUGUUUCUUUCUGUGCAUGUGUUAAUGGUUUCCUUGGUUUGUGCCUUUGUACAAUAGAUGUCUGACACACACACACAUCUGUUUUUUCUGGCCACUUUGAUUUUGUCUAUCGAUGUGAGUGAGCUUUCUAACACAUUGUAGCAUCUUUUUUUCCUACAUUGUAAAUGUUGUACAUAAUCUAGUUACUAUUUGUAUUUAUGUGCCACUCAUCAAACUUAUUGAAGAAAAAGGCUGUCUUUUAUACAGUUUUAUGAUGAAAAAGAGCAAAAUAUAUAUAUAUAUAAAUCUAGAGAUUAUAUGUGUGACCUGGAAAUGUAUAGCACACUUAAAUGAUGUUGUCAUAGCUACUGUAUGUACUUGGGUCCUCAACUUCUAACAGUUGUCUGUAACUCUGAGAAGAGCAGAGACUCAGUUUAGCCCUAGGACUUGAACAGUCUUUAGACACAAGAUGUAGUGAGAUGUAGUCACCUCGCACUAAGAUCACUGAUGUUAUUUUCUUUGCUCAUGUACUGGUCCUACAGUGAGUGAUAUGUUGUACAAACUUGAACAUGUAAAUAAAAAUCAAUUUGCUUUGG